AAAGGCAGAUAUACAAUGUUUUUUAAAGGAAAUUAAAACGUUCAAGUAAUAACAUGUUCAACUACUUAAGACAUUGGCUCGAAUCUAAGUUGUGUCUUUAGAUUUCUAGAAAACUAAUAACCAAGGAAGAUUGUUAACUUCUCUCAUUGACUUCUCAAAAAACGGCCUAGUCAAUUUGGUCUGUUUCGCAAGAGUUCCAAUAAGUCUCGCCUCUGGGUUUAGAAACCAGUAGAAACUCCGUGUUCCAAGUUUCGCUUCUGAACUUUUUUUGAUUCCUCAAUUCCGUAUUGUCCUAAACGAAGCAAGAAUAACAACAACCAGUCAGUAUAAUUUCGAAACUAACGUUAUCCAUAUCAAGCUUAGGCUAUAAAUCGCCAAAAGAAACGCCAAUGACUUGGUAACAAAUAAUUUUGAAAAUAUAGAAUUAAGACAGAUACUAGUCAGGUAGGAGAUUCCUUGAUAACGUUAGCUGCGCUCGGUUGGUCUGCUCCAAACUAUUGUGGCGAUUGUAAAUAUUGCAUCAAGAAAUCAAACAGGUCACUGAUAGCAUACAACAUAGUUUGCGUUUCGCACGUCCUUUUUUAUUUUGACAACUCACAUUUCUUCGAAAGGCGAUGUCUAGAAUGCUGAGCAAGGAUCUUCCAGAUAUCGAGAAUAUCCUGGCCCUGAACCCCCGGGUGAAGAGCCAUGCUGAUAUCUGCUCCACCUCUGCUAAGAAAGUAGAGAAGAAGCACUGGAAAAGAAACCCAGAGAAAGGCUGUGAUAGCUGCGUGACGCUGGAGAACAAUUUUGACGACAUCAAACACACAACUCUGAGCGAGCGCGGAGCACUUCGGGAAGCAAUGAGGUGCCUGAAAUGUGCAGAUGCCCCUUGUCAGAAAGAGAGUUGCCCUACCAACCUGGACAUCAAGUCAUUCAUUACCAGUAUUGCCAACAGGAACUACUAUGGGGCGGCGAAGUCUAUCUUGUCAGACAACCCCCUAGGCCUGACUUGUGGCAUGGUGUGCCCGACCUCUGACCUCUGUGUGGGGGGCUGUAACCUCUAUGCCUCUGAGGAAGGACCAAUCAACAUCGGGGGGCUCCAGCAGUUCGCCACUGAGAUCUUCAGUAAGAUGGGCAUUCCUCAAGUGAGGAACCCAGCUCUCCCUCCUCCAGACCAGAUGCCUAACAGCUUCCACUCCAAGAUCGCUCUGAUUGGCUGUGGCCCGGCCAGCAUCAGCUGUGCUUCCUUCCUGGCUCGCCUUGGCUACGAUGACAUCACCAUAUUCGAAAAACAGAAGUGGAUCGGCGGACUGAGCUCUGUGGAGAUCCCUCAGUUCAGGCUGCCAUAUGAGGUAGUGCACUUCGAGGUGGAGCUGAUGAUGGAUUUGGGCAUCAAGGUGGUGUGUGAGAAAGCCCUGGGCCAGGACGGGAUGACUCUGCUCUCUCUGAGAGAUGAAGGUUACAAAGCUGUCUUUAUCGGCAUUGGUCUUCCACAGGCUAACAGACAUCAAAUAUUUGAGGAGCUGACGAUCGAACAAGGCUUUUACACGUCAAAGGAUUUCCUACCUUUGGUCUCCAAAGCCAGCAAAACAGGAAUGUGCAGCUGCAAGUCUUCCCUGCCGGAGCUGCGUGGCACGGUGAUUGUUCUGGGUUCAGGAGACACAGCUUUCGACUGUGCCACUUCUUCCCUGCGCUGCGGUGCCAAGCGGGUCUACGUGGUGUUUAGGAAAGGCUUCACCAACAUCAGGGCUGUCCCCGAGGAGAUGGAGCUGGCCAUGGAAGAGAAGUGUGAGUUCAUGCCCUUCCUGUCCCCUCGUGAGGUCAUCAUGAAGGCGGGUCGCUUGGCGGGAAUGGAGUUCUGUCGUACGGAGCUGACAGAUGAAGGUGAUUGGAUGGAGGACGAGGAUCAGAUCAUACGCCUCAAGGCCGAUUACAUCAUCAGUGCCUUCGGAUCCAUGCUGAGCGACCCCAAAGUGAAAGAGGCCAUGGCUCCGGUGCGGUUGAACCGCUGGGGUCUCCCAGAGCUGGACCCAGAGAGCAUGCAGAGCAGUGAGUCCUGGGUGUUUGCUGGGGGCGACGUGGCAGGACAGGCAAACACCACCGUGGAGUCAGUCAACGACGGCAAACAGGCAUCUUGGCACAUGCACAAGUACCUACAGUCUCUCCACGGCCAGACGGUGUCCAGCGUCCCCCAGCUCCCUCUCUUCCACUGUGCCAUCGACUCUGUGGACAUCGGUGUGGAGAUGUGUGGGAUCAGGUUCCCCAACCCCUUUGGCCUGGCCUCCGCUCCCCCCACCACCAGCACAGCCAUGAUCCGCAGGGCCUUCCUGGAAGGAUGGGGCUUCGCUCUCACCAAGACCUUCUCUCUGGACAAGGACUUGGUGACCAACGUAUCUCCCCGCAUCGUGCGUGGGACGACCUCAGGCCCCAUGUUCGGUCCGGGACAGAGCUCCUUCCUCAAUAUCGAGCUGAUCAGUGAGAAGACUGCAGCCUACUGGUGCCAGAGUGUUACCGAGCUCAAAGCUGACUUCCCCAACAAGGUCAUUAUCUCCAGUAUAAUGUGCAGCUACAACAAAGCUGACUGGACAGAGCUUGCUAAGAUGGCAGAGGCCUCAGGAGCUGAUGCCUUGGAGUUGAAUCUGUCUUGCCCACAUGGUAUGGGGGAGAGGGGCAUGGGACUGGCCUGUGGGCAGGAUACAGAGUUGGUGCGUAACAUCUGCCGCUGGGUGAGACAAGCUGUCCAGAUCCCCUUCUUCGCCAAACUGACCCCAAACGUCACCAACAUUGUGGAUAUAGCCAUGGCAGCACGCGAAGGUGGUGCAGAUGGCGUCACAGCAACCAACACGGUCUCGGGGCUGAUGGGGCUCAAGGCAGACGGCACUCCUUGGCCUGGCAUUGGCCGUGGCAAGAGAACCACAUAUGGCGGCGUGUCUGGAAACGCCAUCCGGCCCAUCGCCCUGCGUGCUGUAUCCGCCAUCGCCAAAACCCUGCCUGGCUUUCCCAUCCUGGCCACUGGGGGCAUCGACUCAGCGGAGUCUGGUCUGCAGUUCCUUCAUGCUGGAGCUUCUGUCCUGCAGGUGUGCAGCGCGGUGCAGAACCAGGACUUCACUCUGAUCGAGGACUACUGCCUGGGUCUAAAGACCCUGCUCUACCUGAAGAGCAUCGAGGAGCUACAGGACUGGGAUGGCCAAUCACCUCCCACAUUGCGCCACCAGAAGGGCAAACCUGUCCCGCGACUGGAGGAACUGGUGGGCAAGAGUUUACCCAGCUUUGGACCCUAUCUGCUUGAGAAGAAAAAGGUUUUGGCCGACUACAAGAAGGCAGUGAGAGACUACGUUGAGAAGACCACAGUAGUGGAGGCCAAUGGCACCAGAACGUACACCCCCAAGAGACCAGUCCCAGCUGUCAAGGAUGUUAUAGCCAGGGCUCUGAAGCACAUCGGUGCAUACGGGGAGCUGAACAACACAGAGCAGGUCGAGGCUGUUAUAGAUGAGGAAAUGUGUAUCAACUGUGGCAAGUGCUACAUGACCUGCAAUGACUCUGGGUACCAGGCUAUUUCGUUUGACCCUGAGACCCAUUUCCCUAUAGUUAACGACAGCUGCACCGGCUGCACUCUCUGUCUCAGUGUCUGCCCUAUCAUCGAGUGCAUCAAAAUGGUUACCAGGACAACACCGUAUGUGCCCAAGAGAGGCCUGCCUCAAGCCGUCAUGCCCGUAUGCUGAAACUAAAGGAUGGAGAGAGAGAAAGAAGAAACAAAAACGUCCAGCAAUGUCUGUUUGACAACAUCGAUUCCCCUGCUUUGUAAUUGUGCUGUGAAAAAUUACCUUGAUUAUAUGAAAAUAAUUAUUAGUGUGGAUAAAUAAUUGCCUUAUAUAUUCCCAAGCCAAUUAUCUACAAAUAAUCAACCGGGCGGAAAAACGUGGCAUUAUUUCUAAACAAUGAUGGUGUGGGGAUGUGUUGUUGUUUUUGUCGUUGAGUUUAUUUUCUCUUCCCCGUUGUGUCAAGGCUGUGAUAAUGAGAGUGAAGGUGGAAGAGAAAGGAGGGAGGAAGAGAAAGGAGGGAGGAAGAGAAAGGAGGGAGGAAGAGAAAGGAGGGAGGAAGAGAAAGGAGGGAGGAAGAGAAAGGAGGGAGGAAGAGAAAGGGGAAGGCAGAAAAUAAUGGAUGUUUAUGCGUCUGGGCUCUAUCUGACAAACUGAUGCACCAAUGCUACAUUCCCUAACAAGCAUGAGUGGAUGGCAGUCGGACCACAAGCCCAGAGCUAUGAAAUUAGACAUUAUAUGUUGGGAGGGAUAAUCAGAAGGAUCAGAAGUUGUAAUGAACAGAGAUGAAUAGGUGAUCGUGACAGCCUGAGGUAUUCCACCUGUGAAUGUCCAGACAAUCUCCUCUCUCGCAUACCACAUCAGAACUGGAGGUCAUUGUUUCAUGUUUAUCAAGCACUGCAUCUGUUUAGUUUGGUUCCUCCAAGUGUUAGCUACAAGCCAGCUUUACUUUUAGUUUAACUUGCCCUGCACUCCCAGUAUUAGCUACAAGCCAGCUUUACUUUUAGUUUAACUUGCCCUGCACUCCCAGUGUUAGCUACAAGCCAGCUUUACUUUUAGUUUAACUUGCCUUGCAUGCCCAGUGUUAGCUACAAGCCAGCUUUACUUUUAGUUUAACUUGCCUUGUACUCCUAGUGUUAGCUACAAGCCAGCUUUACUUUUAGUUUAACUUGCCUUGUACUCCUAGUGUUAGCUACAAGCCAGCUUUACUUUUAGUUUAACUUGCCCUGCACUCCCCGUGUUAGCUUCAAGCCAGCUUUACUUUUAGUUUAACUUGCCUUGUACUCCUAGUGUUAGCUACAAGCCAGCUUUACUUUUAGUUUAACUUGCCUUGUACUCCUAGUGUUAGCUACAAGCCAGCUUUACUUUUAGUUUAACUUGCCUUGUACUCCUAGUGUUAGCUACAAGCCAGCUUUACUUUUAGUUUAACUUGCCCUGCACUCCCAGUGUUAGCUACAAGCCAGCUUUACUUUUAGUUUAACUUGCCCUGCACUCCCAGUGUUAGCUACAAGCCAGCUUUACUUUUAGUUUAACUUGCCCUGCACUCCCAGUGUUAGCUACAAGCCAGCUUUACUUUUAGUUUAACUUGCCUUGCACCAAAGCUUAGAAUGUAUUCUACUAUUACUACUAAUACUAUUUGCAUCUGUCUGUGGUUAUGUGGAUUAUAUAUUGAUUGUGUUAACUGUUUUUUGUGUGUUUUUUGACAAUUUCUCUUGAUUUGGGUGUGUAAUUGUGAAAUCAGGGAUCUUUGUUGUAUUACGGGCCAGGGGUUGUUGUAACUUAAAGGUCAGAUCUUCCUGUGGCUGUUUCCAGUUCAAUAGAUAUGAAGAAUAGCUGUGAUUCACUGGGAGCUCACUAAAGGUCAGCUGUGACUAGUCUCAUCUCAAUAAGUACCUGCUACUCGCCCAUGGUUAAUGUAUACCUACACUACCGUUCAAAGGUUUGGGGUCACUUAGAAAUGUCCUUGUUUUUGAAAGAAAAGCACAUUUUGUGUACAUUUAAAAUAACAUCAAAUUGGUCAGAAAUACAAUGUAAACAUUGGUAAUGUUGUAAAUGGCUGAAAACGGCAGCUUUUUUAAAUGGAAUAUCUACAUAGGUGUACAGAGGCCCAAUAUCAGCAACCAUCACUCUUGUGUUUCAAUGGCAUGUUGCGUUAGCUAGUACUGUAUGUCAUUUUAAAAGACUAAUUGAACAUUAGAAAGCCCUUUUGCAAUUAUGUUAGCACAGCUAAAAACUGUUGUUCUGAUUAAAGAUGCAAAAAAAAUGUC
This is a messenger RNA of Oncorhynchus gorbuscha (pink salmon), 5788 nucleotides long. RefSeq names its product dihydropyrimidine dehydrogenase [NADP(+)]-like. The transcript is spliced from 23 exons. Gene Ontology annotation, biological process: uracil catabolic process; thymine catabolic process. The coding region runs from base 615 to 3704 and encodes 1029 amino acids. NCBI's taxonomy places the organism in Eukaryota, Metazoa, Chordata, Actinopteri, Salmoniformes, Salmonidae. The record is from RefSeq and is a predicted model, not a curated record. Gene Ontology annotation, molecular function: uracil binding; dihydropyrimidine dehydrogenase (NADP+) activity; NADP binding. Gene Ontology annotation, cellular component: cytoplasm; cytosol.